Messenger RNA from Rhipicephalus sanguineus (brown dog tick), 3816 nucleotides. Its product is annotated as TATA element modulatory factor. Bases 66 to 3545 code for a protein of 1159 amino acids. Gene Ontology annotation, cellular component: endoplasmic reticulum; Golgi apparatus. NCBI's taxonomy places the organism in Eukaryota, Metazoa, Arthropoda, Arachnida, Ixodida, Ixodidae. The record is from RefSeq and is a predicted model, not a curated record. The transcript is spliced from 25 exons.
CGGCCUAUGUAUGUGUAGGGAAGCAAAGUUUACUUCGUGGCGACACUUGUGCCCUAAUUGUUCCCAUGAGUUGGUUUGACACGGUAGGUAUAGCCAACCUUGCCAAGUCUGCCCUCAACUCGGCCCAGAAACGGAUCGACCGGGCACUUGACAUCCAACCUGACGAGGCAUCCGGCUUCAGUCUUCCUAAUGACGCAGACUCCUUCUUCCUGUCGUUCGGUCUGGGUGACGACCUCUCGAAGUCCAAGCAGCCGACAUCCAAACAGCCGACACCGUCUCGGCACGAGCCGAGGCCCGAUGGCCGACGAGACGACGCCGAGUCGAAGCCGGUGUCGGGCUGGGAGUCCUUCCUGGAGGCUACCUCGUCGGCUGUGGCCAAGCCGUUCGCAGAUGCUUCGGCCGUCCUGCUGCAGCCAACUAGAACUGGUUCGGCGGGUGACAUAGCUGUAUCAUCAAGUGCAUCGUCCGACACAGUAGCGGCCGUUGCAUGUGGAGGGAGGGAAAGCCCGCUGAACAUUGACUUGCCUACGUACCCAUCCUUGGAACAGUCUGCAGAGUCCGAUGGGUCGACCGAAACGCUGCUGGGAUCAUCAUCACUUCCUGGAAGCUCAUCGCCACUGUGUCAGAGCAGGGAAUCAUUCUCAGACUGGCAAGGUACCGGCAAAGAGCCAAAGGACGGCGGUGGUGUUAUCGUGCGUGAGCCGGAACAUGCAGCUAGCUCUGGAUACCCUGCUGUGUCACCCGCUGUUGGGAGCGGCGCUUCAACCGCGGAAGGCAACUUGGCAUCCACUCAGGAACCGUGCGCCUCAGUAACUGCUAGCAAAUCAUCGUCGAAAGAUGAAUUGUCUGUUAGUCCAAAGAGGGAUUCUGGGGCAUCGGAUUUGCCAAAGGUUGAGUUGUCGGACAGUUUUGUUGGACAAGACUCUCCGCAGCAUUCUAGUGAAGCCGCGCAACCACACGAAUUGGCGACAGGGCCGGAUGGCUUCUUGCCCCAAGACUUGUGGGUUGCCAUCGAUGCUCCGCAAAGCAUCACCGAGAAAAAAGAUGAGAAUGUUGAAACGCACGGUGCCUGCGGCGAUGUCGUGGUUGCAACCGCGAUCGUCGAAGCGGCUGGUGAUGUUGCCACCCUCCCCGACGGAAAACAGAUGGCGGCCGAGUCUGGUGACCAGGCGGACAGUGACGCUGGUGACGCGACGGCAGUGAAAGUGGACGCUUCCAUCGCCGUGAAGGAAGAGUGCGAAACCCAGUCGGUGGCCGGGAGUGCGCACUCUGCGGAGACGAGCUCAUCCGCUUCAUUUGUGAGGAUUUCGACGGAAGAGACGGAAGACUCGCGGAAAUCGAGCAGUCCAUCCGGUGAUGAAGAAGGGGAAACGGUCUCCUCGUCGGACAUCGAGAUAAUCUCGUCCGUUAAUGGCGGGUCAAGCAUUGACCAGUUCAGUGCAGUGUCGCCCGCAAGGCACCUCUGGACCAUACAGUCAGACAGUCGUGGUGACAAACCCUUUGAGGGGGCUGAAGCAGCUGGGACGUCUGAGGACCCACUGGGACUUCCUCUAGGUGGUGCUACUACAGAAAGUCUCGAAGAUAUGUCUGAAGUAGAAGGCCUUAGAGCGCGAGUGAACAAGCUGCAAAGUGUUCUGGAUGCCCGAGAGCGUAAGGUCUUCCUGCUCAGCAAGGAGAUGGCUGAAAUGGCAGACAGCAAUGCUGCGCUACAGAGUGCAUUGCAGAAAUCUGAGCAGCAGCGGAUAAAGGACAAUCAGGAUACAUCACGACUGACGCAAGAAUUCACCCACCGCCUUGCCCGCCUGGAAACCAAGCUUCUCGACACAUCCAGGGAAAGGGAUUCUCUAAAAGCCAAACUUGAGGCUGUCCAACAGGAGGCUGUGUCCAAAGUGAGCAUCUCCCAGAUGGAUGUUCUGCUCAAGGAGAAGGAUGAACAGAUUGCGGAGCUCAUGUCAGAAGGAGAGAAGUUGUCCAAGCAGCACCUGCAACAAUCGACAAUCAUCAAGAAACUGCGGGCCAAGGAAAAGGAAAUGGAGAACCUCAUCAAGACUCACAAGGAGCGCCUGGAAGAGCAGAGCAAGGAGCUCGACCGGCUUCGGCGAUCUCUCAGUGCCAAGGACGAACAGGAGAAGAAGCAUAUUGACACAAUACGGCACCUGACGUCGUCGACACAAAAGCUGGAACGAGAAGCAACAGCACUUCAGGAAUCCCUUAACGAAUCAACGAGCAACUUGGAGGAAGCCAUGAGCAAGCUUGAUGCUGCAUACAGUCAGAUAGCAGAGUUGCAGCAUGCCAAUGCAGAGUUUGAGAGGCAAGCAGAGGAGGCAUCCUUGAGUGCCAAGAUGGCUGCUGGUGAAGAGAUUCGCAGGGCCAUGGACCAGGCACGUUCUGAAGCAUUGGCCGAGAAGACGUCUCUGCUGCAGCGCAUCGAAGAACUGCAGCUUGCGCUUGCCAUGGCAGACCAGCGCAGUGAGCGGCGGGAGGAACAUUUGCACGCCAGCAUUCGAGAGUUGCAACAGCAACUCCAAGAGGCUGAAGCACGGAACCAGGAGAUAACGCAAAACCUCUCAUCUGCUACAAGGCCCCUUCUUCGCCAGAUUGAGAAUCUCCAGUCAACGUUCAGUGUGCAAUCUGCCUCCUGGGAAAGGGUCGAACGAAGUCUCACCGAUCGCCUGAAUGAGUCUCAGACGCACGCAACGCUGCUGGCCGAGAGAGAGCGUGCCUUGAGUGACAAGUGUGCCGACCUUCAACUACGACUGACGACACUCGAGGCACAAAACGUGGCAUUGCGGCGGGAGAAACAGGAACUGGCUUCUGAGUGCGACACGCUUAGGGAACAGCAGAGCAGUUUGGAGGAGUACGAGCGCAGGGAAAGCAACCUCAGGGCAACGAAAGCAAGACUCGAGCAGUCACUGAAGGCCCUCAGGGCUGAAAAGGAUGCCUUGUCAGUGCAGCUGAGUACGCUGCAAGAGGAACUGUCCAGCGAGCACAACAAGAGUGCCUUGCUUCAGGAACAACUCCGUGCCGAGCGCGAGAAGAGGCUUGAACAUUCGAACACUCCAUCACCUACAGCAUCGCACUACAGUUCUGUCAGUGAAACUUUCAACUGCAACCCACUGCCUGAUGACAUGAGCGUGGCAAACAGUGCGUUCAGCGUUGCACCUGCAAGUCGUCACAAUUCCUUGUACGAGAGCCUCCGGGGCAUCGGCGGCAGCUCGCUCAUCGAGUCACUGCAGGCGCAGCUCAAGAUGCGCGAAGGCGAAGUCGGUCAGCUACAGGCACAAAUCGGCCAGCUGGAACGAUGCAGGGAAUCCUUGUCACGUGAACUGACGUUGCUGUCAGCCAAGCAAGAGCUUUGGGACCAGGAGCACGAGGAGCUGCGCGAGCUCAGGGUUCGUUUCGAGGACGUGAAUCAGAAGUACAAUACGCUGCUCCAGAUGUAUGGCGAAAAGGUUGAAGAAACCGAAGAGCUGCGGCUCGAUCUUGAAGAUGUCAAGUCCAUGUACAAGGCUCAGAUAAAUGAGCUCAUCAAUGCCAAACAGUGAGUUCUCUCUGUUGUCGCGGGUUGCCACCAGAAGCAGCAGUGACACUCACCAUCGCAGGCGAAGGCAGUCAGUGCCUCAACGCGUUCAGUCGUCCACUCUGGAGCAUUAAAGAUGGGAGAGGCUAGGUGCAAGACGUGUAUAUAAACAAGAUGUGCAUACCAGCGUUGCGUUUGUAUAGGGCCGUGAAAGGUACUGUGGGUAUCAAAGGAACUUGGCAAGUCUCUUUUCCUUUUUUUUUUGCUGAAAAAUAAAAGAUGUUUUACCUCCGGUU